This is a messenger RNA of Suillus fuscotomentosus, 381 nucleotides long. RefSeq lists its product as uncharacterized. The record is from RefSeq and is a predicted model, not a curated record. Bases 1 to 381 code for a protein of 126 amino acids. The transcript has 2 exons. Lineage: Eukaryota; Fungi; Basidiomycota; Agaricomycetes; Boletales; Suillaceae.
AUGAAACCUAGUACUAUCGCAAUGAAAGAUGAACAGCUGAAGGAAUCCAAAAUGAUUAAAGCCCAAGCUGCUGAGGUCACGCUUAUGCGAGCUCAAGCUUUUCAUACUGCUACUCGUCAGAGUUACAAGAGGAAGCUCGAUCAAAUUGAGUCUGACGACAACUCUGACAAGGAGAACAUAGUACUAUCUCCGACUCGUUCUGCUCCAGCAGUGAAGCGCAUUCGCAGGGAGAAGACUGGUACUGAGUGGCAGACAGUUCUUGAUGUGGUUAAGUUUGGCGAGGAGCAGCGACGCAAGCAGAAGGAAAUAAAGGCCUGUGCGGCCGUUUUUGAGACGUGUUCUGAAUGCUACCUGCAGGUCACUCACAUAUCGAAACAGUAG